UAAAAUUAACCAAUGGAUAUGUAAAUUGAUAUGUAAAUUAAUCCUGUUGUGUGCUUCACAAUUUCAAGAACCGUAUUUGGAAAAAGAGACGACAGAGGAGAAGAAAAAUUGCCCUGAUUUUCUCAUCAUGACUAAAGCAGAAUUUAUCCUUUCCUUUGCAGUUAUUUCAUCUGUGUUAUCGUUCACAAGAGGAAUAGAAAUAUGCGACUACUUACGAGGGUAUUGUGGCACUACGUGUGAGUUUGAAUACGUUCACAAAUGGGGAAUACCCCUCUGUUCGGGGGGAGGAAUGAAGUGUUGUGCUCCAGACCAUGUUGUACAAAUGAUGAAGAGCAGAUCAACUACGACGACGACUACAACCACCACCACUACCCCGGCACCGACACAACCAUUGAUCGACCUACUCGUACUCGACCAACCCCGAUUCAUGUCCAAUGAAGUCCCUAGGAGACAAGAUUGUGGUAAACCCUAUUUUUCACAUCGCGCCAAGAGGAUCGUGGGAGGGACAGUGGCACCCAGAGGUGCGUGGCCCUGGCAGGUGUCCUUCCGGUACAUGAGUGGGGGUUACGGUUGCGGAGGAUCUCUCAUCAGUGAUCGUUGGGUCCUCACCGCCGCCCACUGCUUCAAAGGAGCAUAUAACAACAUAAAGAAAUGGCGGGUGACAGUUGGAAUGCAUGAUAUGACUGGAAACGAGGCAUCCAGGAAGGACAUCGCAAUUAGAUCUAUUAUAAAGCAUCCUCUGUACAUAGCCUACGAUGAAAAAGAAGACAUGAGAAAGAACCAGUCUACUCCACUUCACAAACGUUAUGCCCAUGACAUCGCCUUAGUGGAGUUAGACUCGGGCGUUGACGUUCAAUCGCCGUAUACACGUCCUAUUUGUCUGCCCUCUGUCGGUGAGCCUCUCUUUGGGAACGAUUUCGACAAGAGGGAACCAAUCAUGCAGGACAACACAGUAGAUCUGUUUGAUGUGGAGAGAAAGGGACAGUGCUGGGUGACUGGAUGGGGAUACACUGGGAGGGACGGGGAAACUGAUCGCACACUUUUGCGCCAGGUUCAUGGGAGCGUCAUAGGUAGCACUCAGUGCAGGGAGUUCUGGCAAACUGAACUGGAUGACGAUACCCUCUGCUUUGGGGACGGAACACAUGGACCAUGCAAGGGCGAUUCUGGGAGCCCGAUGUCUUGUAAAUAUGACGGGAAGUAUUACAUUACGGGAGUGGUCUCGUGGGGAUCCGAAGACUGCAAACAAAAGGGAUAUCCCAGUGUGUUUACCCGCGUCACAUCUUACCUUGACUGGAUCAACAAGCACGUGUCACGUGACUGAUUACUGAACCAGUCGCUGUGAAUUUUAUAUAUUAAAAUAUUGGUAUGAAGAAUUCCAGAACGGCUCAGGGAACACGAUUUCAAAAAAAAAAUAAUACAUUUUUCCAGUUAAGUCUGUUAGGAGCUGUGAUAUUGCUAAUCGUUGAUUCUCUGUGUGUUUUCAAAAGAAAUCCAACCCACCCGAUGUUUUAUAGAAUUAAUGUUAUUACAUAUUAAGUACAUGUUUAAUGAGUCUUAGAUUGUUCUCCUAUCAAACCGUGUGACUGUCUCUUUCUGUAUUUCUUUUUUGUCGACAAAACUUCUCUUUCUUUCUAAAAAAUGAAGUAGCUACAAUUAUAUAUUUUUGUAUGUGAUGCUUAAGCAAAUUCCACGUUGAUUUUAUAAUGGCAGAAUGAUGACGACGUGUUGGUAUUGUUGUGUUACCAAUAAAACUUCUAUUGGUGAUGGUUACCA
This is a messenger RNA of Saccostrea cuccullata (small rock oyster), 1773 nucleotides long. Its product is annotated as transmembrane protease serine 9-like. Gene Ontology annotation, molecular function: serine-type endopeptidase activity. The record is from RefSeq and is a predicted model, not a curated record. Gene Ontology annotation, biological process: proteolysis. Lineage: Eukaryota; Metazoa; Mollusca; Bivalvia; Ostreida; Ostreidae. Bases 128 to 1321 code for a protein of 397 amino acids. The transcript has 9 exons.